CAUGCCCAGCACUUCACAAGGAAGCAGCUCAUGGCAAUCCCUGCCUAAAUCUGCUUGGCAAUGAAGACCUCCAGAACCAGAGUUCCUAAAGCAGCAAACCUGCCGCGGCAUCACCGGCAAACUGCUGCUUAGGGAGGAGAUUUCUGUAACAUCUGGAAGAGUUUCCCUCUGCUCCCCUGGUGCUUUUGGAGGCUGAGCUGUCAGCAGGCAGGAGCCCUGAGGUGUGGGCAGGACUGGGAGCAGAUGGAUCCCAGCAGCAGCAGCUGCAUGAGCAGCCCACAGCCUCCCCCCCUGCUCUGGGGCUGUGUGAGGAGCUCCCAGCCCGAGCUGAGCUCGGCUCCAGGGCUCAGCCACUACCCAGCAGCGCCCUUCUCCUUCCAGCAAAAAGCAGAUUUUGCUGCUUACCCUGAUUUCUCAGCCUCCUGCCUGGUGCCAGCUGCCCACAGCUUCCCCCAGGAGCAGCACCCCUCGUUCCAGCACCCCUCGUGGCACCUGGCAGCGCCUGAGGCCACCAGAGGAGCAAACCCAGGGCUGGCCUUGGCUUCUGGAGAGUCAGAGGGCGGCAGCGCCAGCCUGGGGAGCGUGGCUGUGGAUGAGGAUGAUGAGGCACCAGCAAAUCCUACAAGUGACUCUGAGAAAAAGCCGUCCAGAAGGAAAAAGGAAAGCUCAGAGAGCCAGAUCUCCAGCAAUAAGGCAGAAAGCAGCUGCAGAUCGCGGAAGGAAAGGACAGCAUUCACCAAGGAGCAGCUGAGGGAGCUGGAAGCUGAAUUUGCCCACCACAACUACUUGACAAGGCUCAGGAGAUACGAGAUAGCUGUGAACCUGGAUCUCACCGAAAGACAAGUCAAAGUGUGGUUUCAGAACAGAAGAAUGAAGUGGAAACGUGUUAAAGGUGGGCAAGCAGUGCCCCCACACGAACAUGACACAGAGGAUGUGGACUCUGCUGCCUCCCCCAGCUCUGAGUGAUCCCUGCAGCAACGGGAGACGAGUUUGGAGAAAAUCAUUGGUUGGAAUGUGGGUGCAAACUGCUUAAAAUCAGCUACACAAUGAGGUUACAGAGGCAAUUAAAGAGCACAAGGGGAAAAAACGCCAAAGGACAGCAUGGUUUUGAUUUUUGUCUCUCAAACUGUCUUACUACCACAGAUGAUUCUAUAAAAAAAAAAAAAAAAAAAA
Molecule: messenger RNA, 1173 nt
Organism: Melospiza melodia melodia
Lineage: Eukaryota; Metazoa; Chordata; Aves; Passeriformes; Passerellidae
Gene: MEOX1
Product: mesenchyme homeobox 1
Exons: 3
Coding region: 244-966 (240 amino acids)
Biological process (GO): positive regulation of transcription by RNA polymerase II; somite development
Cellular component (GO): nucleus
Molecular function (GO): RNA polymerase II cis-regulatory region sequence-specific DNA binding; DNA-binding transcription factor activity, RNA polymerase II-specific
Source: RefSeq, a predicted model, not a curated record